Musa acuminata subsp. malaccensis (wild Malaysian banana) is the source of this 1315-nucleotide messenger RNA. RefSeq names its product peroxidase 21. Gene Ontology annotation, biological process: hydrogen peroxide catabolic process; response to oxidative stress. Gene Ontology annotation, molecular function: peroxidase activity; heme binding. The record is from RefSeq and is a predicted model, not a curated record. Lineage: Eukaryota; Viridiplantae; Streptophyta; Magnoliopsida; Zingiberales; Musaceae.
GCCAUGGCUGCCGUGUCCGGAUAAGGCUUCGUCACUGCUCGUGGGACUCACUGGAUUCCCACCACUCCAGCUUAUCUUAUUUCCAUCUCUUAUAAAUCCAUCUGCAAGGAAUCAGGCCCUCUUCAUCUGCCUAAAGAAGACGGAGAAAGAUGGAGUUGGGAGCGACACCGAUGACUGCUUUCUUAAUCCUCGUCUGCUUGAGCGCUUUACUCAGAGGAGAGGGUGGUGGCUUGAAACUGAAUUACUACUCCAAGAGCUGCCCCCGGGCCGAGGAGAUCGUCAAGCGCGAGGUUGUGAAGCUCUACAACGAGCAUGGCAACACAGCCGUCUCCUGGGUCAGGAAUCUCUUCCAUGACUGCAUGGUCGAGUCUUGCGAUGCGUCGCUUUUGCUGGAAACGACCGACUCAUUGAUCUCGGAGCAGUCGGCCGACCGGAGCUUCGGGAUGAGGAACUUUAAGUACGUCGCCCCCAUCAAGGAGGCGCUCGAGAAGGAAUGCCCCGCCACCGUCUCCUGUGCAGAUAUCAUCGCUCUCUCUGCAAGAGAAGGUGUCGUCAUGCUGGGAGGACCAUUCAUUCCGAUGAGGACCGGCAGACGAGAUAGCAAGGAAAGCCACGCCGACGUGAUAGACAAGGACAUCCCCAACCACAACGACUCCAUCUCCCUCGUGCUCUCUCGGUUCAGAUCCAUAGGAAUCGAUGCAGAACGAACAGUGGCUCUUUUAGGAGCUCACUCCGUCGGCCGAGUGCACUGUGUCAACCUCGUGGGACGACUCUACCCCACCGUCGACCCGACCAUCGACCCCGAGUACGCCAAGUACCUGCUCGGCCGAUGCCCGUCUCCGAACCCGGACCCGGAGGCGGUGCUGUACUCGAGGAACGACCGGGAGACGCCGAUGAUCAUCGACAACGUGUACUACAAGAACCUGCUACACCACAAGGGGCUGCUCAAGGUGGACCAGCAGCUGGUCUCCUACCCGUCCACCGCCCAGUUUGUGAAGUUGAUGGCGGCUGAUAACAGCUACUUCUACGACCAGUUCUCCAAGGCGCUGCUGCUGCUGUCGGAGAACAAUCCGCUGACGGGGAACAAAGGCGAGGUCAGAAAGGAUUGCCGGUACGUCAACGCGGGGUAAGCGGAGGAACGUUCGCUCUUCCUCUGGGAUCGGCCACUAGUCUACAUAAGAUCACCGACAACCUGUAUCGAAACAGACGUGAAGUGUGUAUCUGUAGCAACAAUAAGCACAAUGAUGUUUGAUGUGCAAGUCGAGUGUGAAGUGUAUCUUUUGAGUAAAAAGACAUGAAGCUGGAUUUGGACUAA